Messenger RNA from Pogoniulus pusillus (Red-fronted tinkerbird), 4584 nucleotides. RefSeq names its product solute carrier family 4 member 2 (gene SLC4A2). Gene Ontology annotation, molecular function: monoatomic anion transmembrane transporter activity; solute:inorganic anion antiporter activity. The record is from RefSeq and is a predicted model, not a curated record. The transcript is spliced from 24 exons. Lineage: Eukaryota; Metazoa; Chordata; Aves; Piciformes; Lybiidae. Gene Ontology annotation, cellular component: basolateral plasma membrane; plasma membrane; apical plasma membrane. Gene Ontology annotation, biological process: regulation of intracellular pH; bicarbonate transport; transmembrane transport. The coding region runs from base 411 to 4079 and encodes 1222 amino acids.
CGCCCGCCAGGUUCCGGGUUCGAGUCCCGGGCCUGCUGGCUCCGCCCUGUGGCUUGGCAGCGCAGGGAUCGGGCACUACAGGGUCCCCUGAGGGGGCAGCGAGAAGAGAGUGACCAAGGCUGCCCGGGAACUGCCGGGAGCGGUCUGGAUCCUCCUGGUGUCGCCCCACCCCGCUCCGCCCCGGCGCGCUCCCGCUGCCACCACCGCUCCGCCCCGCGGGACCGCGCAGACCCGCCCGGCUCGGCGGGACUCUCCGCAACUCGAGGCCGAUCCAUGCGCUGCCCACCCGGCUCCUGAGCCCACCCGCGACCCUCGGCAGGUUAUGCAGCCUCGAGAGCGUCCCCUGAGCCCCCGUGAGAAGGAGAAGGGCUAAGCCGGCCGUGCCCGCACACCGUGCCAGUGCCAGCACCAUGGCCCGCUGCCCGGUGUCCUCUGAGAUCCACCACAUCGUCUCCUCGGCCUUCCAGAGCCCCGAGCAGGAGGCGCCAGGCGCUGUCUCGCCUGUAUUCGGGGAGGAAGAGGAGGAGAAGGACCUGAACAAGGCUCUGGGCGUGGAGCGCUUCGAGGAGAUCCUGAGCGACACUCACCCCCGCAACGCUGAGGAGGCUGGGCGCAGCUACGGCGAGGAGGACUUCGAGUACCAUCGACAGUCAUCCCACCACAUCCACCACCCACUGUCUACUCACCUGCCCCCUGAUGCCCGACGCAAGAAGGGGGGAGUGCCAAAGAAGGGCAAGAAGAAGCCACGCCGUGCCUCGGUGCCCGGUGAGACCCCCACCAUUGAGGAGGCUGAAGAGGACGAGGAUGAGGCUGGUGACACUGAGCCUGAGCCCUCGGCUGAGGAGCUGUGUCCGCCUGAGGCCGUGCAGUUUUUUCUGCAGGAGGACGAGGUGCCUGAGCAGCGGCCAGAGGAGCCGGUGACACCCCUGGCACUGCCCGUCUGCCCCGCAGAUCCCCAGGUGUCCACAUCCCCCCGGGCAGGCAGCCCCGACGCAGAGGAGGGGUCCUCGUCGGGGCGAGCGGGCGCUGCUGGCGAUGCUGGGUCCCCUGGUCGUGCUGUGCCCAAGGUGUCGCAGCCAGGGCACCGCAGCUACAACCUGCACGAGCGGCGGCGCAUCGGCAGCAUGACGGGCGCAGAGCAGGAGCGCUACCAGAAGAUGCCAACGGACGAGUCAGAGGCGCAGACACUGGCAUCGGCAGACCUAGACUACAUGAAGAGUCACCGCUUCGAGGACGUGCCAGGGGUGCGCCGGCACCUGGUCCGGAAGAGUGCCAAGGCACAGGUGGUGCACGUCAGCAAGGACCACAAGGAGCCCAGCACCCGGCAGCGCAAGCAGGACCGGCAGCCUCAUGAGGUGUUUGUGGAGCUGAACGAGCUGGUGGUGGACAAGAACCAGGAGCUGCAGUGGAAGGAGACUGCACGCUGGAUCAAGUUCGAGGAGGAUGUGGAGGAGGAGACAGACCGGUGGGGGAAGCCACACGUGGCCUCCUUGUCUUUCCGCAGCCUCCUGGAGUUGCGCAAGACCCUGGCACACGGGGCUGUGCUCCUCGAUCUGGACCAGAAGACGCUGCCAGGGGUGGCCCAUCAAGUGGUGGAGCAGAUGGUCAUUACCGACCAGAUCCGGGCUGAGGACCGUGCCAAUGUGCUGCGGGCACUGCUGCUCAAGCACAGCCACCCAAGCGACGAGAAGGACUUCUCCUUCCCCCGCAACAUCUCCGCAGGCAGCCUGGGCUCCCUCCUGGGCCACCACCACAGCACCAACCACGUGGGCGAGGCCAGUGAGCCAGCCGUCACCGAGCCCCUCAUUGCCGGCCAAGCCGCUGAGCAUGAGACACGGGUGGACAUGGAGCGAGAGAAGGAGGUCCUCACCCCCACACCCCCAGCUGGCAUCACCCGCUCCAAGUCCAAGCAUGAGCUGAAGCUGCUGGAGAAGAUCCCGGACAAUGCCGAGGCCACUGUGGUGCUUGUGGGCUGCGUGGAGUUCCUGGACCAGCCCACCAUGGCCUUCGUGCGGCUGCGGGAGGCGGUGGAGCUGGAGUCGGUGCUGGAGGUACCGGUGCCAGUGCGGUUCCUCUUUGUGCUUCUGGGCCCCAGCAGCACCCACAUGGACUACCAUGAGAUCGGGCGCUCCAUCUCCACUCUCAUGUCUGACAAGCAAUUCCACGAGGCUGCGUACUUGGCUGAUGACCGCCAGGACCUCCUGACGGCCAUCAACGAGUUCCUGGACUGCAGCGUGGUCCUGCCGCCCUCCGAGGUGCAGGGCGAGGAGCUGCUGCGCAGCGUCGCCCACUUCCAGCGCGAGAUGCUGAAGAAGAGGGAGGAGCAGGAGCGGAGGCUGCUGCUGGAGCCCAAGUCCCCUGAAGAGAAAGCGCUGCUGAAGCUGAAGGUGGUGGAGGGCGAGGAGGACGCUGACGACCCUCUGCGUCGCACGGGGCGCCCCUUCGGGGGGCUGAUCCGCGACGUGCGCCGGCGCUACCCCCACUACCUGAGCGACUUCAGGGACGCGCUGAACCCCCAGUGCAUCGCUGCCGUCAUCUUCAUCUACUUCGCUGCCCUCUCACCAGCCAUCACCUUCGGAGGGCUGCUGGGGGAGAAGACGCAGGACCUGAUCGGGGUGUCGGAGCUGAUCAUCUCCACCUCGCUGCAGGGCGUCAUCUUCUGUCUGCUGGGUGCCCAGCCCCUGCUCGUCAUUGGCUUCUCAGGGCCGCUGCUGGUCUUUGAGGAGGCCUUCUUCACGUUCUGCACGUCCAAUGAGUUGGAGUACCUGGUGGGGCGCGUCUGGAUCGGCUUCUGGCUCAUCCUCAUCGUGCUGGUCAUGGUGGCCUUUGAGGGCAGCUUCCUGGUGCGCUUUGUCUCCCGCUUCACCCAGGAGAUCUUUGCCUUCCUCAUCUCCCUCAUCUUCAUCUACGAGACAUUCUCCAAGCUGGCCAAGAUCUUUCAGGAGCACCCCCUGCAUGGCUGCCUGCGGGACAACAGCACGGGGCCCGUGGCGUGGCGCAAUGGCAGCGUGGCGGAUGGCAGCGCGGCCAAGGUGACCGGGCAGCCCAACACGGCGCUGCUGUCGCUGGUGCUCAUGGCUGGCACCUUCUUCAUCGCCUUCUUCCUGCGCAAGUUCAAGAACAGCCGCUUCUUCCCCGGACGGAUCCGGCGUCUGAUUGGUGACUUCGGAGUGCCCAUUGCCAUCCUGGUCAUGGUGCUGGUGGACUAUGGCAUCCAGGACACCUACACACAGAAGCUGAGUGUGCCCAGCGGGUUCUCGGUGACGGCCCCGGAGAAGCGGGGCUGGGUCAUCAACCCUCUGGGUGAGCAGAGCCCCUUCCCCGUCUGGAUGAUGGUGGCCAGUGGGCUCCCGGCUGUCCUCGUCUUCAUCCUCAUCUUCAUGGAGACACAGAUCACCACGCUGAUCAUCAGCAAGAAGGAGCGGAUGCUGCAGAAGGGCUCUGGCUUCCACCUGGACCUGCUGCUCAUCGUGGCCAUGGGUGGUUUCUUUGCACUCUUUGGGCUGCCAUGGCUGGCAGCAGCCACGGUGCGCUCCGUCACCCAUGCCAAUGCCCUCACUGUCAUGAGCAAGGCUGUGGCACCUGGGGACAAGCCCAAGAUCCAGGAGGUGAAGGAGCAGCGAGUCACCGGGCUGCUGGUGGCCGUGCUGGUCGGGCUGUCUAUCGUCAUCGGGGACCUGCUGCGGCAGAUCCCCCUGGCUGUGCUCUUCGGCAUCUUUCUCUACAUGGGCGUCACCUCCCUCAACGGCAUCCAGUUCUACGAGCGCCUGCAGCUGCUGCUGAUGCCCCCCAAGCACCACCCCGAUGUCUCCUACGUCAAAAAGGUCCGCACACUGCGCAUGCACCUCUUCACCGGGCUGCAGCUGGGCUGCCUGGCCGUGCUCUGGGCCGUCAUGUCCACCGUGGCCUCGCUGGCCUUCCCCUUCAUCCUCAUCCUCACGGUGCCGCUCCGUAUGUGCCUGCUCAGCCGCAUCUUCACCGACCGCGAGAUGAAGUGUCUGGACGCGGCCGAGGCUGAGCCCAUCCUGGACGAGCGGGAAGGGGUGGACGAGUACAACGAGAUGCCAAUGCCGGUGUGAGCAGCUGCCAGCGCCCUGCAUCCCGGGCCGAGCCCCCGUGCUGCCGCCCAGAUGGGGACGGGCUCCCCCGUGCCCCCUGUGCCUUUUGCGGAGGGGUCACAUCUGCCAAAGAGUCGUCGGCUGCAGCCUUGCCCCGCCGGGGACCUCCCUGCACCCCUCCAGCCGCACAGGGUCCGGCCGAGCCUUUGGACCCCCGCCCAGGGCACGUCGUGCCCACGCCACGGGGCAGAAGCCCUCCCCCGACCACCUGCCAGCAGAACUGCGGGUCCUGCCCCAGCUCCUCUGCACCCCCCGGCGCAGGAGCCACCCGAGCACCCCUCCAGCCAUCGGUCGGGUCCUUUAUUUAACGGAGCAAUUCCAGUGGCAAUAAUCAGCUUCAGAACCAGCGCCCUGGGCUGGGGGAACCCUGCCCCCUGCUCCUGGGCAGGGUCGGGGCACUAGGGGAGGGUCCCCCUGUGGCGGGCCCAGCCGCUGCCUUGUCCCAAUAAAGAGACUGGACUUUGCA